AUAUCUAAGUCAAAAAAGCCAUUUUCAACCCACUUUCUCUCUGAUACUUUGACAAUCGUAUCAGACAAGCCAUUAGAUUGUGCUCCCAUCCCAACUCUGGAUAUUAGGGGGUCAAAUACUCAAUGUUAUCUGUUUGAUUGAGUCAACAAGCAAUCAGUGGUAAGGCUCAGUUAAGAGAGCCACACCAGUAUUUUAGAGCUUUGCCUAAGGAGAGGGACAGAAUCAGGCUUGGAUAAGGCAAAAUGCUCAAGAUUCUCAAAAAUAAGGCGGGCCUGAGGCCAUUAACACAUAGUGAUAUUAUUUCAAAACAUUUUCCAGCACUUUCGUUUGUAAAUUACAAUUCAACAGAUGUAAGGGCAACUGCGCCAUUGCCCGACAGCGCAGAUGUAGUCAUCAUAGGUGGAGGAAGCGCAGGGUGUAACACACUUUACCAACUUUCAAAGCGUGGUUUGAAGGCAGUUCUACUUGAAAGAGCACAGGUAACUGCUGGGGAGACAUGGCACAGCGCCGGACUCAUAAUGCAGAUGCGAGCCAACGAUAUUGAGAUUCAACUUAGAUCGACAACCAAGAACCUUCUGGCCAGCUUGCAAGAAGAGACUGGAAUCGACCCCGGAUGGCACAACAAUGGAGGUCUGUACAUAGCACGUUCCAAGAUCAGACUCGACGAGUACAAGCGAAUGAGCACCCUAGCUAAAAAUUUUGGAAUUGAAACAUCCAUACUUACUCCCGAUGAGACGAAAGACCUCUUCCCUCUCAUUGACAAAGAGAAAGUUUUUGGAUCACUUUAUUGUCCGAGUGAUGGGGUUGUUGACCCAACAGCAUAUUGCAAAGCACUAACAACUGCUGCAAUAAACCAUGGCGGUCAAGUCAUAGAACAUUGUCCUGUUACAAAAAUAAUAAUAGGAAAAAGUCAAUAUGGUUACAAACAAGUUGAAGGUGUUGUUACAAAUGAUGGUGUAGUAAAAACAAAAUAUCUUGUAAAUUCAACAGGAGCUUGGGCUGGAGAGCUUGCUCAGAUGGCAGGUCUUCAACUGCCAAUUGUUUCACUCAAGCAUGCUUAUGUGGUCAGUAAUCCUAUGUCUUCGGUGGUUGGACUUCCGAACGUUAGGGAUUCUGAUGGAAGGAUUUACUUUCGUGUAAAAGGCGAUACGCUUUGUGUAGGCGGCUUUGAGCACAAUCCAAUCAUGCUUGAUAAGAUGCCUGACGAUCAUGCGUUUGACUUGUUCGAGCUCGACUGGAAGGUCUUUGAAGCACACAUGCAAAGGGCUUGUGAGAUGGUGCCAUGUUUUGAAACGGCAGGGAUUAAGACAACAGUCUGCGGCUCGGAAUCUUUCACACCAGAUCUCAAGCCGUUGUUAGGUGAAGAUCCGAGGUUAAAUGGAUUCUUCCACAGCUGUGGCUACAAUGCUGCUGGCGUUGUCUUAAGUGGGGGAUGUGGUGAACAAUUGGCCAACUGGAUCAUUAACGGACGCCCUGACUUUCACAUGUACGCUUACGACAUCAGGAGGUUCACCCCAGAUCAAAUGGAAAGUAAAACAUGGGUCUUGGAAAGGUGCCAUGAAAGUUAUGUGAACAACUACAAAGUUGUAUUUCCACAUGAACAACCUCUUGCUGGCCGCAAUUUUAAACAGGAUCCAUUUUAUGAGGAACUACUAGUUUCUGGAGCUGUGUAUGAGCAGGCUCAGGGUUAUGAGCGUCCUGGGUGGUUCAAUCCACAAGGGUACACACCAAUACCACCUUAUGAUUGGUAUGGGGCAUACGGAUGUACAAGAAACUUAGACAAACGCUAUUUCAAUCUUCAAAAAGGUGACAAGACAUUUGGAUUCUCAAAGCAUCACAUGGCUGUCGGGUCUGAAUGCCUCGCCUGCAGGGAAUCAGUCGUUGUUAUGGACUUUUCGUAUUUUUGCAAAAUGUACAUGGUCGGCCCUGAUACGAGGAAAGCUGCUGACUGGAUCUUCACAGCCGACACUAAUGUCCCCAUUGGUAAAGCUGUAUAUUCAUGCUUGUUGAACAAACAGGGGAGGAUCGAAGCGGAUUUGCUUGUAACACCAAUAACUUCUGGAAGCGGAACACAAGCUGAUCCAAUCUUCAAAGGGCUUGGAAUGUUUAUCGUGGCUGGAGGUGCUUCAGCCUCACAGACGAAAGCUCAUAUAUCGUCUGUAAUCAGAGAAAAAGGAUUCCGAGUCGAUAUCGCUGAUUUAUCCUCAAAAGUCGGUCUACUGGCUAUCCAAGGACCUGCCAGCCGGGAGUUGCUCCAGACGUUAGUCGACUGUGAUUUAAGCGAGCAAGCCUUCCCGUACGGUGCUUCAAAAAUUAUGAAGUUCGCCGGACACCAGGUCAGAGGUAUGCGUACAAGCUUUGUUGGGGAACUCGGCUGGGAAAUCCACGUCCCAUCACACGCCGCACUCCCAGUUUACCUCGCGUUGUGGGAGCAAGGAAGGAAAUUCGGAUUAAGGCAUGCUGGUUAUCGUGCACUCUACUCUCUUCGAUCAGAAAAAGGCUACACAUUAUGGAAUUCUGAUGUGAGAGUAGAUGACAACCCUGUAGAGGCAGGGUUGCAACACACUUGCAGAAAAGAGGGCAAUUACUUAGGAAAACAAGCUGUUGAGGAAGCCAUGGCAAAUGGAAUUAAAAAGAAACUAGUCUUCAUAACAGUCUCUGACCACGUUCCGCUCUAUGGUAUGGAGACUAUUUGGAGGAAUGGAGAAGUGGUCGGAUUUUUGCGUCGAGGAGAAUACGGAUAUUCACUCGGCUGCAGCAUCGCUCAGGGAUAUGUACGAGACCCAAGCGGCCAGAACGUAACCAGCGAUUUCAUCAGAUCCGGCAAUUACGAAGUCGAAGUUUUAGGCGAGAGGCACAAAGCCAGUGUCCACCUGAAGAGUCCGUUCGACCCCGAGAACAAAAGACUGCAAGGAAUAUACGAGGAUCCUUUACCUGUCCAGUCAUUUGCUUAAGAAUUUUUGUUUUUUAGUGAAUAGUUUAGAUGUUAAGAUUUUUUCUUCUUUUUUUGUAUAUACAAAACAAUUUAUUUACAAUUUUCACAAGCUUAUAAAAAAUGUUUGCUAUCCUGCAAUUGGAUUAGCGUGGAUUGUUACACUGUUGAUUUUUUUAUCAUUUAACGGCUUAUAAGUUUUUGCGUUAACUGGAAGUUUUUCUAGUUCAUCUAAAACUUCAAACCCAUCAAUUACUCUGAAAAAAAAAA
Molecule: messenger RNA, 3202 nt
Organism: Cimex lectularius (bed bug)
Lineage: Eukaryota; Metazoa; Arthropoda; Insecta; Hemiptera; Cimicidae
Gene: Sardh
Product: sarcosine dehydrogenase, mitochondrial
Exons: 17
Coding region: 243-2954 (903 amino acids)
Cellular component (GO): mitochondrion
Molecular function (GO): protein binding; oxidoreductase activity
Source: RefSeq, a predicted model, not a curated record